Molecule: messenger RNA, 3854 nt
Organism: Alligator sinensis (Chinese alligator)
Lineage: Eukaryota; Metazoa; Chordata; Crocodylia; Alligatoridae
Gene: CERS2
Product: ceramide synthase 2
Exons: 11
Coding region: 1075-2205 (376 amino acids)
Biological process (GO): ceramide biosynthetic process
Cellular component (GO): membrane
Molecular function (GO): DNA binding; sphingosine N-acyltransferase activity
Source: RefSeq, a predicted model, not a curated record
GUGUGGGCUUUAGGGGGUGAGGAGGUUGGGUGCCAGGGACUGGGUGGAGGUGAGCAUACAGCGCCAGGCGCCACCAUCCCAGGGGGCCGUGUGGAUCGGGCUGGGGGCUCCCCAAUGAGCCCGGCUGCAUUGGAGCAGGAAGGCAGAGGGUUUCCAUGUCUCCUUGGCGCUUCAACCUUCCCUGGUUGCCCGUGGGUCAGGGGAAGGGGAUGGGAAUCUGCACCAGGCCCAGUCUGGGCGGUCGUGGGAGCCCUCUCUGACCCGGGCGGUGACAGUCAGACACGGGGUUGAGUACAGGCUCCCUGCCCUGGGGACAGCUCGUCCCCUUCCCGAGUAUGCAGCCUCGUGCUGCUUGAAUGGCUCCGGGUCCCCUCGCGCCAGGCACCGUACAAACCCCAAGGGACUUUGCUGCCUUGUGCUCCCUCCCCACCAUCCUAGUCAUCUGGAGAGCGUCUUCAGUCGCUUGCAUGUCAGUCAUUCCCUGGGACUCAAAAGUGUCAGGCUUGUAUAUGAAGCUGCGGGGGGGGGGGUUACAAGACCCCCCGCUCCCCUUUCUGAGCUGAUCCACUAUGGUCACGAGUUGUCACAGCCUCAGCUGUCAGAUCUCGGCUCCCGGCUUCUCCUUUUCCACCCCAUCUUCUGCAGCUGUGGAGGCUGGGACUUCUCCCCUGACUCCAGGAGAUGGGAAUUUAAGGCUAGGUGGGGGAAGCCCUACUGUAUAGGGCCAGCUGCAAACCAGGGGUUUCCUCCCGUGAGACUGACCGGCUCCGAUCCCUGCCCCUCUGCUCCAUGCUGGGCAUGGAUUAUACCAGGGCUGGGUCUGCCCCUGGGUUGAGCUGCAGAUGGGCAGGUCUGGCACCUGUGGUGUUGGGAGCCCUGGGAAUCCCCCUCCCCUGGGUCAUGGCAGGAGGCAGGUGCAGGAGCUGUAGAGGAGCCAGACCAGGUGAUCGAGGCCCUGAGAUAACCUGGACCCUUCCCCCUUCCUUCCUUGCCCAGAGUCGGGUUGUCUGUUAAUCAUCUCUGUGACACUCUGGGCCGGGGGCAAAGUCCUGGAGCUCGGGCCCAGCUAGCAGGAUGUUGCAGACUCUGUACAACUGCUUCUGGUGGGACCGGCUGUGGCUGCCGGCCAACCUGACAUGGGCCGACCUGGAGGACCGCGAUGGCCGGGUCUACGCCAAGGCGGCCGACCUGUACAUCAUCCUGCCCCUCGCCUUCCUCUUCCUCCUCGUCCGGCACCUCUUUGAGAUUUACGUGGCCACCCCAUUGGCCAGACUCUUGAACGUCAAGGAGAAGGUGCGGUUGAAAGCCAGCCCCAACCCCACGCUGGAGCAGUUCUAUGUCACGGCCUCCAAGCACCCCAAGCAGACGGACGUGGAGCUGCUGGCCAAGAGCAGCAGCUGCUCGAUGCGGCAGGUGGAGCGCUGGUUCCGGCGCCGGCGCAACCAGGACCGGCCCAGCCUGCUCAAGAAGUUCCGGGAAGCCAGUUGGCGAUUCACCUUUUACCUUCUUGCUUUCAUUGCUGGCAUGGCCGUCAUAGUGGAUAAACCCUGGUUCUACGACCUGCGGGAAGUGUGGAAAGGCUACCCCAUCCAGAGCAUGCUGCCCUCCCAGUACUGGUACUACAUGAUCGAGCUGUCCUUCUACUGGUCCCUGCUCUUCAGCAUCGCCUCCGACGUUAAGCGCAAGGACUUCAAAGAGCAGGUCAUCCACCACGUGGCAACCAUCAUCCUGAUCAGCUUCUCCUGGUUUGCCAACUACAUCCGAGCGGGGACCCUGAUCAUGGCCCUGCACGACGCCUCUGAUUACCUGCUGGAGUCUGCCAAGAUGUUCAACUAUGCUGGCUGGAAGAACACCUGCAACAACAUCUUCAUUGUCUUUGCCGCCGUCUUCAUCGUCACCCGCCUGAUCAUCCUGCCUUUCUGGAUCAUGCACUGCACGGUGGUGUACCCCCUGGACCUGUACCCAGCCUUCUUCGGCUACUACUUCUUCAACACCAUGAUGGCUGUGCUGCUGACGCUCCAUGUCUUCUGGGCCUACCUCAUCAUCCGCAUGGCCCAGAAGUUCAUAACUGGAAAGGUGGUGGAGGACGAGCGGAGCGACCGGGAGGAGACGGACAACAGCGAGGAGGAGGAGGAGGUGACAAAGAACGGGCCAAUCUCCAAUGGCCACCCUGUGCUCAACAACAACCACCGCAAGACCGACUGAGCAGCGCGGCCUGGCCCCCCACCCACCCCAGCCCUGCCCCAUCCACCCCCCAGUGCCACAGGUCCCAGGUGCCCGAGACUUCACAAGGACUCUUGAUUCCAGCCUGCCACAGUCUGUAGGGCAAAGACCCCCCUCCCCUCCUGGGCUAGCGGGAACAGCUGGCUCCUUACCGGCCCCCAGGUGGCCCCCCCCACCCCGUGCAGCCUGGCCGGCGGCGGGGAGGGGGCUCCUGCCCCCCUCUCUGCAUUCCUCUUCACCCAGCUGCCUUAAUGUCAACCCCGCAGGCGAGGCCUCCCCCUGGCAGCAGGGAUCAGGCCUAGGCAGGUGUUCUCAAUCCUGGUUCUUUACAUCCCUUUUUUCCACCCCCCACUCCUGAGCCUGGCGUGGGGCUUCCCCUUGCCCCAGUCAGCCGUGGGUCCCAGCACUGCGUGUCUCCCUGCAGCGGGCUCCCCUCGCCUCCCUGGGUAUGAACUCCAGCGAGGGGCCCGUUUGAAAUUGCAGGGAAGCUGUGGAGCCGCCUGGCUCCGAGGCUGUCGGAGCAGCCAACGCCCGGCUUCUUCCGCGUGCCUGAGAUCUUAGUCUGGCUCACAGCGGGGCUGGGCUUUUGGCCUCUCCUCCCACCCCCACGCUGCGUUGCAGACCCGGGCUCUCUGCCCAGCUCCCAGGUCAGCCAUGGGCUCUCCACUGGUGGCAGGAACGCCAAACCUAAGUGCCUCCCGCCAGCUGCCCCUAGCAGGAACGCCGGGAACGUGGCCUCGUUUCCCUCCUCCCUGCCGGCUCGCGGAUCCAAGUGCCUGUCGCCCUCCUGCUAUAAGCUGUGGCGGCCAGGAUAGCCGAGAACACUAGUGAAGGCAGUGGUGGGGGGAGCUGGAGCGUCCGGGCUCCCUUCCCGGUGCCUGCUUCCUUAGGAAGAGAAACCCCUUUGCCUCCCUUGUUGGCUGAGCAAAUUGGGCUCUGACCCCAUCUAUUAAAAGCCAGGCCCUCCGGCGCCCUCUUGUCCCCGCCCUGUCCCUUGCCCUGCCCUGGCUGCCAAAGGACAAACACCUUUGCGAUGGAUGUGUUUUUUUUUUCUAUUUAUUUUGAUAUAGGACUGAGUGCAGACAGGAACGAAGGGGCCAGGUGAUGGGGGGGGGACCAGUUCUGCCUCGCAGUGGGCAGAGGGGUUGGAGAAUGGACCAGUAACUGAACCGCAGACCAAAAUGGGUUUUGUUUUUGGGUUUUUUUUUUUUUUUUUUUUUUUUUUUUUAAGUUUAAAUAUAUUAGAAUGGAAACUAAUAAACUUGUGUAAAGAUGGACCCUGUGUGUGUGCACAUGUGUGUGCGUGUGCAUUUGCAUGUGUGUGCCUGUGUGUAUGUUUGCAUGUAUGUGUUGGACGGGGGGGGGGUGCUUGUGUGUUUGCAUUUACAUGUGUGGUGGGUGGCUGUGUGCGUGCCUGUGUGCUUGCACUUACAUGUGUGAGUGGUGGCUGGUUGUGCGUUUGGGUUUGUGUGUGGGCGCCUGUUUGCAUUUAUGUGUGCGGACACCUGUGUGUUAGCAGUGUAAGAACUACUUCACAGUUAGGGCGGCUAGGCUCUGGAACCGACUUCCAAGGGAAGUGGUGCUGGCUCCUACCCUGGGGGUCUUUAAGAAGCGGCUUGAUGCCUACCUGG